AAAGUUGGGUAAACCGCGCUUUACUACAGAACGUCGGUGAUUAGGUAAAUAAAUCAGUGUUAAUUCAGUUUCAUUUCCUAAUAAACAUGUGUCUUUUUUUAUAACUCAACAAUAAUUCAUUCAAGAAAACGACUAAGACACUCGUCAUGUCGUUAUGGAAGUCGUGACCAUGUGGUGAUUGAAAACGAAGGUUUCCGAAUUGUUAAGUGUUUUAAUCUCCACGCGUCGUGGGUCUAUUACGCAAGAGCAGAACGUAGAUAAUUUGGCGCAAGGAUAUUUAUGAUUUGACAGUUCGUGAAUAGUCCCAGGAAUAUUAAUACCUGACGCAUAUGAAAACAGAUCACAAUUGGUUUUGCAUUUCGUGAAGACGUUACUAUGGACAAAACUCUAGUUCUUCUGCUGUCGUGUUUGGGUGCCGUCCUUUCUCAGGCUCCUGCCAGCCAGCAGCCACCGAUGUGCCUUAUAGAAUGCAUGUCAGAAUGGCUUCCAUGUGAAUUUGAGUGUCGAGUAGAAUUCCCCCCAGCUACAGAUUUUGUAGAUUUCGCUGCGUGUGCCAUGCCAUGCGAAGAGGAACGACUCGCCUGCAUGAUGGCAUCACCCGAACCCGCCUGUAACAAUAACACAUUGAACAACAUUGCUCACCUACCAUUUCAGAUCAAUGUUAAUCCUACAACACCAGCGCCCACCACGACAACAACCACUGCCGCUCCAACUACCACAACCACGGCUCCAAAAACCACCACUACCACGGCACCACCUCCGACAACUCAAGCUAAACCUGUCAUACCCUCUCAACCACGUGUCCAAGCUCCACGCGUCCAAGCACCACGUGCUCCAGCACCACGUGUUCAAGCGCCAGCUAGACCGGUGGUUUCUCGAAACCCUACACCACAAACUCAACCAAACCAUGUACGAUCGUCUCGGCCACGUGUUCAAGCGCCAGUCGGACCAGUGGUUUCUGCAUCUGCUGGAAUGCCAAAUCCACAACAACGAGUUCAAUCUCCAUACAACACUGUCAUAUCACGCGGACCACGACCAGUCAUCGCUGCCGCUCCCGCUGCUCCUCAACAAAAUGUCGCACCCUCUCCACCUGUUAGCGGCCCUCAACCACAACAGAUACAAAAACACAUAGUUCCACCAAGAAACAUCUUCUCCGGUAGCCCCAAACAACUCUCAUAUCCAAAGCCAAGCCCACCAAAUCGCCAACAAAGACCACAAAAUCCAGUGCAACAAAACUUCCAAGGACCAAUGCCUGCAAGCAAUAAGCUUUCUGCUAUCGGUUCACAGCCUACUAAUGUUGCCCCCGCUCCAACUGUUCAAAAAGCCCCUUCGAACAAUAUUUAUAAUAGGCUUAAAAGCAAGCACGUGAAAGUCCAUAAACUUAGUUAUAGUUUCAAAACGCAAGGAUAAAGAAAACUAGAGCUUAGAGAAAUGACUUUAUCUGGGGAAGAAGGUGUACUUUUGUCGGAGUAUAGAAACACCGACAUCGUUGGAGAAAAAUGUGAACCAACUGAAUGAAAACUGUAUUGUAGUGAUGUAUACUACGACUUAUCCGAGCUUCUGUUUUAUUGUGUAAGAAGUAACCAUAAGACGUAUGUUUCAUCUGUCAGACAUUUGUCAAUGCUUAUGUUUCAAUCUGUGUUUUGAAAGGUGUAAAGCAGGAGAGAUUUCUGUAGAAAGUUUGAUGUUGUAGAUCGGGGUUGUGCUUGGUCUGAACUAUCAAAUCACUAAUUUAUUUAUUGCAUGUUGAUAAAACAUUAGUAGGAUUCCUUUUUAGUCCUUAGAUUUAUGUUCCUGUUAUUUGUUAUAUAUUAAUGAAAUGUUAAUAAUAUGGAGAAAAAAAUCAG
Ostrea edulis (European flat oyster) is the source of this 1847-nucleotide messenger RNA. RefSeq lists its product as uncharacterized. The record is from RefSeq and is a predicted model, not a curated record. Bases 376 to 1410 code for a protein of 344 amino acids. The transcript is spliced from 2 exons. Lineage: Eukaryota; Metazoa; Mollusca; Bivalvia; Ostreida; Ostreidae.